GAGUUGACGGAUCCUGCAACAACCUUAAACAACCGACCAAAGGAUCAGCUCACACUCCAAUACGUAGACUAUUACCGGCGGUCUAUGACAAAGAUUUCGAACCAAGAAAGUCCAAAUCUGGCGAGCCCUUGCCUCUGAGCAGAUCAAUUCGAACGGGAGUGUUAGCCGAAGGACGAGUACCAGAUACGAGAUUCUCACAAAUGGUACCAAAUUAUUGGGUAUAUAUUCUCGGUGAUGUUAUAUCUGUGCACGAUACAGUAAACUAUAUAAGAUGGAGACCCUAUUGUUGUGAAGAGAAAGGAAAGACAGACAAUGCUUGUAUACCAAACGCCAUACCCGAUGAUGAUCCAGUACACAGAUUCUCCUCAAUAAGAUGCUUGAACCUGACUAGACCUGAGAGUUUCCAAUCGAGGGGAUGUUUGAAAAAUGACACAACACCUGAAAGGAUAUCGACAGCAACACCAGUCUUUGACUUGUCCCAUGUAUAUGGAAAUUCUUUGAAAAUGUUAAACGCAAAGGGAAGACUUUUUGAAAAAGGCUUGUUGAAAACUGAAGUGGAAAAUGGUAAAAUUUGGCCACCAAGUGCAAAAACAAAAGAUCAUUUGUGUCUCUUGAAUCAAUUACCCCACGAAACGAGAUGUCACGACACACCGGAAACGGGUGCUAACAGCGUUUUAGCGCCUAACCUAUUAGUUAUUUGGACUUGGCGUUUUCAUAACCGUAUCGCGACUAUAUUGUCUGCGAUGAAUCCUUGUUGGGACGAUGACAGGAUCUUCUUUACAACUAGAGAUAUAGUUAUUGCCGCAUCUACUCAAAUUUACUUUUACGAACUGAUGACUACCUUAUUGGGUUACGACAAUCUAGUGAGGGAAGGUGUUAUCUCACCCAAUAAAGGUUUUAGAGAUUUAUAUAAUGAAGAUAUUCAACCUCAAAUAUCGCUUGAAUUUCUUGCCGUACAACGUUGGGCUCACACAAUUCAAGACGGGAAUCUAAAAAUGUACGAUGCGAAUGGCAAUUACCUAAAAGAAACAAAGAUCGGUAACUUAACACUCCGAACUGGAUACUUAGUUGAUAAUUUGGAAUAUAUCACUCAAGGUGUAUUUAGGCAGCCAGCUGCUAAAUUUGACUACAUCGUUGAUCCGGAUAUAGCCGAGACUGGGCUUGGUCCCCAUCAACUCGCAGCUGAUCUUCUGACUAGUGACUUAUCCAAGAAUCGCUACUUUGGAUUCGCUCCAUAUAUAAAAUAUAGGCAGUUGUGUUCGGGAAAGACGUACAGCACUUUUGAAGAUUUAAUCGAUGUCAUUGACCCUGAGAGGAUCGAACUGCUGAAGGAGAAAUAUCAACAUUUAGAGGACAUAGAUUUGUUGACCGGUGUUUGGUUGGAGAAUUACGUAAGGGGCGGGUCCGUUCCAGUCACAUUGUACUGCGUUGUGGUAGAACAGAUGAUUAGGACGUUGUCCUCUGACCGCCAUUGGUACGAGAGACCUAAUCGUCCUAACGCUUUCACGAUGGAACAACUCCUGGAAGUGAGAAAGGCUUCAAUGGCGCAGCUCCUAUGCGCAGUUGGAGACACGGUGACAGAAAUACAACCGCUUGCCUUCUUCCUACCUGGACCAGGAAACGAAAGGUGCAGCUGUAGUCAAAUACAGAAAAUGAAUUUAUGGCCGUGGAAGGAUUGGUCUUGUUCUAGUAAACAAAUGGAUAUUUUGGACACUCAAGUUUAGUCAGUAUGUUUUUUCACCUCAUAAUGCAUAUCUGUCUGUUACUAUUAAGCAAUUAUAGUCUCUACAGCAAUGUAUUUAAUUUGGAAUU
Vanessa atalanta (red admiral) is the source of this 1812-nucleotide messenger RNA. RefSeq names its product peroxidase-like. Gene Ontology annotation, biological process: response to oxidative stress. Gene Ontology annotation, molecular function: heme binding; peroxidase activity. The transcript has 11 exons. The record is from RefSeq and is a predicted model, not a curated record. NCBI's taxonomy places the organism in Eukaryota, Metazoa, Arthropoda, Insecta, Lepidoptera, Nymphalidae. Bases 201 to 1724 code for a protein of 507 amino acids.